Messenger RNA from Pyrus x bretschneideri (Chinese white pear), 2980 nucleotides. RefSeq names its product glutamate receptor 2.8-like. The coding region runs from base 1 to 2934 and encodes 977 amino acids. The record is from RefSeq and is a predicted model, not a curated record. Gene Ontology annotation, cellular component: plasma membrane. The transcript has 5 exons. NCBI's taxonomy places the organism in Eukaryota, Viridiplantae, Streptophyta, Magnoliopsida, Rosales, Rosaceae. Gene Ontology annotation, molecular function: glutamate-gated receptor activity.
AUGACGAAGAGGAAACUGACCGACUUAGUCUGUUCUUUCGUCUUGCUUGUUUCUUUAAGCAUUAAUUCAUUUGCUAUGGGACAGAAGUCUCCGAACAUAACAAUCGCAGUGGAAGUUGGUGUGAUUCUUGAUGACCUUGAUUCACUCAGUGCAAAAGUUUGGUUGAGCUGCAUUAACAUGGCCCUCUCAGAUUUCUAUACCGGCUCUCACGCUUCCUCUUCCACCAGGGUGGUUUUAAACGUUAGGGACUCCAAAGAAGACACUGUCGAUGCAGCUGCUGCAGCUUUAGACCUGAUAAAGAAUACUCAAGUGCAAGCAAUCCUCGGCCCAAAGUCAUCGAUGCAAGCCAAAUUUGUAAUUGAUCUGGGGAACAAAGCCCAGGUGCCCAUCAUCUCAUUUUCAGCAACAAAUCCUUCCCUCACUUCUAUUCGAAGUCCAUACUUUUACCGAGCCGCACAAAAUGACUCCUCUCAGGUGAAAGCCAUAAGUGCUAUCAUCCAAGCCUUUGGAUGGAGAGAAGCUGUGCCCAUCUAUGUAGACAACGAUUAUGGUGAGGGAAUAAUACCUUACUUGGUAGAUGCCUUGCAAGAAGUUGAAGCUCAUGUCCCAUAUCGAAGUGUUAUACAUCCAGAAGCCACUGAGGACCAGCUUGAUGCAGAGCUCUCCAAGCUAAUGACUAUGCAGACUAGAGUCUUCAUUGUGCACAUGUUGCCCUCUCUUGGCUCUCGCCUUUUUGCCAAGGCACGAGAGAAGGGAAUGAUGGAUGAAGGGUAUGUUUGGAUAAUGACCAAUGGGUUAACCAACCUUUUGAGUACAACAAAUGCUUCAGUCAUCAAUUCAAUGCAAGGUGCACUGGGUGUGAGGACUUAUGUGCCCAGAACAGAAGAAUAUGUCGAUUUUAGAAAUCGAUGGAAAAGGCAAUUCCAAAAGAAGAAUCCAACAAUUAUCGACGCUGAAUUAGACGUUCCUGCACUCUGGGCUUAUGAUGCUGCUUUUGCAUUAGCCAUGGCAGUUGAAAAUGUUGGGACUAAAAACUUUGGCUAUGAAAAGGCUAAUGCUUCCACCAACUCAUCAAAUGAUCUUGAAACAAUUGGGAUCUCCCAAAAUGGUCCAGGGCUUUGCAAAUCCUUAUCAGGUACUAAAUUUAGAGGCUUUGGUGGGGAUUUCAGUUUUGUUGAUGGGCAAUUACAAACAUCCGUCUUUGAAAUGGUAAAUGUGUUCGGUGAUGCAACAAAAAGAAUUGGGUUUUGGACACCACGGAGUGGACUUGUGAAAAAAUUGAACUCGAAAAACACAAGUGAUCCUUAUUCAACUUCUAAAUCCAAUGUUGGACCUAUUAUAUGGCCCGGAGAUUCUACCUCAGUUCCUAAGGGAUGGGAGAUCCCGACAGACGGCAAAAGAUUGAGAGUAGGAGUUCCUGUGGAGAAUGGCUAUCCUCAAUUUGUGAAAGUAGUAUAUGACUCUAGCACUAAUACAACUCAUGUUACUGGCUACGUCAUUGACAUCUUCAACGCUGCAAUGGGCCAAUUAAAGUACAAUGUUGCCUAUGAUUUCUUUCCCUUCGCCAAGCCAGAUGGUACAAGUGCUGGCACUUACGAUGAUUUGGUGCAUCAAGUAUUUCUCGGGAAUUUCGAUGCAGUGGCAGCAGACGCAACAAUUAGAGCAAACAGGUCCUUGUAUGUGGACUUUACCUUGCCAUACACAGAAUCAGGGGUAGUGAUGGUAGUGCCAAUGAAAGAUAGAAAGAGCAAAAGUGCAUGGAUUUUCUUAAAGCCUUUGACACUGAAUCUUUGGUUGACAAGUGCUUUCUUUUUCGUCUUCGUUGGUUCAGUGGUUUGGGUUCUUGAACACCGUAUCAAUGAUGAAUUUCGCGGUCCUCCUGCUCAUCAAGUUGGCACAGUCUUUUGGUUCUCCUUUUCGACCAUGGUUUUUGCACAGCGAGAGAGGGUGAUUGGCAACUUGGCAAGGUCUGUGGAGAUUGUUUGGAUGUUUGUAGUGCUGAUACUAACGCAAAGUUACACUGCGAGUCUAACUUCAUUGUUAACAUCUCAAGAACUUCAGCCAACUUUUACGAAUAUACUCGAUCUUAUAAACAAUAGGGAGUAUAUUGGGUACAAAGAGGGUUCUUUCGUCCGCGACCUUCUGAUAGGCCGUGGUGUUGAUCCCUCCAAGUUACGGCCUUAUACGUCUAGGGAAGAAUGUGACGUAUUGUUGACAAAUGGGAGUGCCAAAGGCGGUAUUGCUGCUGCUAUCGACGAAACCCCCAACAUUAGGCUGUUUCUUGCAAAAUAUUGCAAGAAAUACACCAUGAUUGGCCCAAUUUUCAGAACCGAUGGCUUUGGCUUUGUCUUCCCGAAAGGUUCACCUCUUGUGCCAGAUGUUUCAAGGGCGAUCCUGGUCGUGAAUGAGGGAAAUGAUACAACUGAUGCUGAAAACAAAUGGUUUGCGCCGGAAGGCACAUGUUCAGAUACAUCACCCACCAUCUCCGAUUCCAACAGUCUUGGAUUUGAUAGCUUUUGGAGCCUCUUCCUCAUUGUCGGGGUCUCCGCAUCUUUAGCUCUUCUCAUAUUUGCAGUCUCUUUCUUUAAUAGGCAUUGGCAUAUCUUCAUCGCGACAAGAGGUGACUCUGUGUGGAGAAGAUUUAUGGUUAUGCUUAGAACUUUUGAUCAAAGAGACCUUAGCUCCCAUACUUUUAGAAAGAGUAGUGGCUCCCGAGAUAGAGAAACCUACAAUUUUGGAGCUACGGCUGUCGAGGAUUCACCAGACAGUUACAGCACCUGCCCACCAAGCCCUGCCUCAGGCCUUUCAGACCACCCAGAAAUACAUAUUACAGCUGAAGGAGCUCAGCCACGCAUGGGUGAACAGAACAGGUCCGAGGCUCAAACUUCAGACAGAGUUCCGCAACAGCCAGGAGAAAUCCUUCGGACGCCGUGACGUGGGUUCCGAAGCAAACUUAGUUCUCUUGUGUAGUUUAUUUGAC